Messenger RNA from Dovyalis caffra, 1902 nucleotides. Lineage: Eukaryota; Viridiplantae; Streptophyta; Magnoliopsida; Malpighiales; Salicaceae. The record is from the annotation of a GenBank genome assembly.
AUGCAAAUUCUUCGCCACAUUGCCCUCCUUCUCUCCCUUUCCUUCCUGUCAUUGCUCAAUGUGAAUUAUGCAGCAGGUGGCAGUAGUGAUUCAGGAAACGGUGAGAGCCCAUUCACGGCCAAGGCAUCUCUAAUUCGGUACUGGAACAAGGAGAUCCGCACGGUUUUACCAAAAUCUGCUUUUCUCCUUUCCAAAGCCUCACCAUUGAGCCCCGUCGAUUUGGCAACAUUUGCUAAACUCGCCUCACAAAAUGCUCUCUCCACUCAACUUCCAGCUUUUUGUUCCUCUGCCAAACUCUUCUGCUUUCCCGAUUUGUCUCCCAGUCUUGAAAAGCAUGACCAAGACUCUCAUUUCGCCAUCUAUAACAACAGAAACUUCACCAAUUACGGCACUGGUCGAGCCGGUGGAGCCGACUCUUUCAAGAACUAUUCAGAUGGUGAGAAUAUCCCGGUCGACUCAUUCCGACGGUACGGCCGGGACGCCGCCGGUCACGACGAGACAUUUUCCAAUUAUGCCCCUGACUCCAACGUUGCCGACCAGAGCUUUAACACCUACGGCGCAGGUGCUACCGGCGGCACUGGAGAGUUCAAGGGGUACAAUGUGGAGAUAAACAACCCAAAUCUCCGGUUUACGUCCUAUUCUGAUGAUGCUAAUGCGAAGGGCCAGAAGUUCUCAACUUAUACAGAAAAUGCUAAUGCUGGACCCGGCCAAGCUUUCACCAGUUAUGGGAAGAAUGGGAAUGGAGUCCCGAAUGAGUUCUCAGGUUAUGGCACGAGUUCGAAUGUGGUUGGUGCAGAUUUCUCCAACUAUGGUGAGACUGGCAAUGGGGCUAAUGAUACUUUCAAGUCUUACGGAUUUGAUGGGAAUGUCCCACAGAAUAAUUUCAAAAACUAUGGCGAUGGUGGGAAUGCUGGUGCUGAUAGCUUCGCCACGUACAGAGAAAAAUCAAAUGUUGGGGACGAUUCCUUUCAAUCUUAUGCCAAGAAUUCGAAUGCACAGAAAGCCAAUUUCGCCAAUUAUGGCAAAUCCUUCAAUGAAGGGACUGAUAAGUUCACUGGGUAUGGAAAAGGGGCAGCGGGGCAGCAGAUUGGGUUCAAGAUCUAUGGCGUAAACACCACUUUCAAAGAAUAUGCCAAUAAGAAGGAUAUCACUUUUGCUAGGUACGCUAAUGCAAACGCUGCUGAUGCUCCAAUGAAAGCAACCGGUGAAAGUUUGGUGAAUCACAAUAAGUGGGUAGAGCCCGGAAAAUUCUUCCGGGAGUCCAUGUUGAAGAAGGGAAGUGUGAUGCCAAUGCCGGACAUUCGAGACAAAAUGCCCAAAAGAUCCUUUCUUCCCCGCUCCAUCAUCUCCAAACUACCGUUCUCCACUUCCCAAAUGGAUCAGAUCAAAGAGAUUUUCCAUGCCAGUGAUAAUUCAAGCAUGGAGCGCAUCAUUUUGGAUGCUCUGGAAGAGUGUGAGAGAGCACCCAGCCCAGGCGAGAACAAGCGUUGUGUAGGCUCGGCUGAGGACUUGAUCGAUUUUGCAGCCUCUAUAUUAGGCCGCAACUUGGCUGUCCGCACGACAGAUAACGUAAAUGGGUCGAAGAAAAACGUCAUGAUUGGAUCGAUCCAAGGGAUCAACGGUGGGAGAGUGACCAAGUCCGUCUCUUGUCACCAGAGCCUCUAUCCUUACCUGCUCUAUUACUGCCACUCAGUUCCUAAAGUUCGGGUGUACGAAGCGGAUCUUUUGGAUCCAAAUAGCAAGGCCAAGAUCAAUCAUGGUGUUGCCAUUUGUCAUUUGGACACAUCCUCAUGGAGUCCCACCCAUGGUGCUUUCUUGGCUCUGGGUUCAGGUCCGGGUCAAAUUGAGGUUUGUCACUGGAUUUUUGAGAAUGAUAUGACUUGGACUAUUGCUGAAGCGUAA